GCUGCGCAAGGGAGUGCCACCGAGAACCCGACCGGUGGUGUGGUUUGCUGUCGUAAAGUCAGGGAAACGAAAAGACUGCCCCACCGUGGGGAGUGCGAGACGCAAAAGAAAAGAACUGCGAAACAUCAAUGAAAUCCGGGAAAACGUUUUAACUGUGGUGUAUCGUUAUGUGUCGUGUGUUUUCUUUGUGCAAUUCGUAUCAGUGCGAGCAGCGAUAAGCGGCAAGAAAUUGGAAGGAGCAAAGAAUGGAAUAAAUGCCGCAAACAGCAACGUCCUCUGUCUGUGGAAUGUGAUAAAAACAGGGAAGCGCGCAACCGGAUAAACGACGACGACGGCGGCGACGGACGCGCACACGGUACCAAAACGUGCGCGUGAAAAGUGUCAGUGGAUUAGGCGGCUGGGCGAGCGUGCGUGUGCGUGUUGGUGUGCUUGUAUGUGUCUGUGUCCAUGUGUGUAUUUAUUUAAUUGUAGUGCAUCAUCUUGGCGGUGUGUUUCGCUCUGUGCGUGGUGUAUGCGUGUACCGCCGCCGGUGGUGGCAUAGAUUUGUGCGCGUUCGCUUUUCCACUGUGCGUCAAGCUGGCAGCGUAACCGUAACGGCACCGACAUUAUUGGACGAAAGCAUCAAAAGAGGCAAACUGUCGAAACAGAAGCAUAAAGCACGAUUAUGGCACUGCUAUCCAAUGGCGCUUCUUCGAUGCAGAUAACACCACAGACGGCCAACGGUGGUCCGAACGGUGGUGGCCCCGAUGGCCCAGGUGACUUCAACUCCAAUGAUCAUAUCUUCUUCUCGAGUCUGUUUAACGCCCUACCGUGCUGGGAUGCACCGCAUAAAGCGAGCUCGGGACCGGUUAUGGUUCCACAAAGCAAUAACAACACUUCACUGGAUCGGGAUAGCAUAAGCAUUACGGAGGAUAUCCUGUUUUCCAACGUUUUGGGUGCAAUCGGUACCGGCAGCAGCAGUAGCGGAAGCAGCGGGGCUAUUGGCAUGGGCAAUGUCGGUAUCAUCGGUUCAUCACACGGAUCGAGCGGUGGUGGUCAUCUGGCACACGCGGUGACCUCUGCGAACGAAAUCUUCGGUGUAAUAGGCUCCGCGUGUGCGAGCCACGCUCAGCUCACGCCGGGUACUUCGCCCCAGACGAACUCCUCCAACGGCAGCCACUGUCCGUCGUCCGUGGGAGCCAUCUGUGGCCGGUGUGAUACGCACGCCUCCAGCCGCUGCCUGGACUGUAACGAUGUGCUGUGCGAAGACUGCACCCAGCUGCAUGGAAAGAACGCCUUUACGAAAGAUCACUGUGUGAUUUCGAUAAACACAAUCUCACCGAUCGGAUCGGCCCCAUGCAUGGUGCCGGGCAAUGGCCAUGGCAGUGGUAAUGGAAGCGGGCCUUCAAACGGACCCAUGGCUGCAGGAUUGUCCGAACCGCACUGCGAUGUACACGGCGAGGUGCUGCGAUAUCUGUGCGAGUCCUGCAAGAAGGUCGUCUGUCAAGAGUGUACGCUGUGGGACCACAAAGACCAUUCGUGCAUACCGGUGGCAAACAUUUCGCAUGGUGCGUCGGAGAAAAUUAUGUCCAUACUGGAAAGUGGCAAGCUGGGCACAAAGUACAUCAAGGCUAGCAUCGAUCGUGCGGUCACGUACUCGCAGGCCGUGGAAAGAGACGCCAUGGAAGCGUCGGCCCGCAUUCGCAAAGCGAUGCGUCACUUCAUUCUGGCCGCUGAGGAUCGCGAACGGACCCUGUUGGAUCGGGUGGACAAAUUUCGCCAGCAGAAGCUAACCUCGCUUUCCGACCAGAUGGCUGGGCUCCGGGCCGCCCUGGCAGGGCUUUCACAGACCUCCGACAUGCUAACGAAGGCACUUGAUUCUGUGUCGGUGAUGGGCAGUAUGGAGAUUGCGAAGACGCUAACAACGGGUGAAAGCCAGAUGGAACAGUUUGCGGCGAUGUACAAGAACCUGCAGCCGAAGGAGGAGUUCAUCACCUUCGUGGCACCGAACUUUGAGCUGCUGCAGGAAAUUCGCAUGCAGGGCGAUGUGAUGCUGGUCGGUCAGCGCAGCAACUCCGUAUCCUCGAACAGUUCGGGCAAUGCGAGCUUACAGGGACCGACGGGUCCAAACUGUGGCGGUGUAAAUCCUAGCAACGGAGUCGGUGGAGUGGGUGUCGUAGGGUCGGUUGGUAACAUCCUAACUCGACGCCCGAUCGUUCGCAGCACUACACCGGCCCAGCGCAUCGGCUCAUCGUCGUGGGAUCCGAUGGGAAAAGGGUCGGGCGGAAGUUCAUCCGUUCUCGGGUCAUCACCGACAUCCUUUGGCAUCGGCCCAAUUCCUGGAGCACCUAUACUGGGGCAGUGUAUUCCGGGCUGCAACAACCAUGUAGCGGCCAAACCAGCUGUUGGCCCUAGCCUUACGUUCGGCUUCGAUGGCCAUGAAGACGGUCAGGUUUCCCGUCCCUGGGGUAUUACGGUCGACAAAGACGGCCAGAUACUGGUGGCCGAUCGGCGCAAUAACCGCGUGCAAAUAUUCUACCCCGAUGGUACGUUCAAACUAAAGUUUGGUUCCAAGGGUACCGCCAACGGGCAGUUUGAUCUUCCGGCGGGCAUCUGCACGGAUGGGCAGGGGCGCAUCAUUGUCGUGGACAAGGACAACCAUCGUGUGCAGGUGUUUUCGGCCGGAGGGCUGUUUCUUCUUAAGUUCGGCAGCUACGGCAAGGAAUGUGGCCAGUUUCAAUACCCUUGGGAUGUAGCAGUGAACACAAAGGGUGAAAUUUUGGUGACCGACUCACGAAACCACCGGAUUCAACUGUUUAGCCCGGACGGUCUCUUUAUAUCGCGCUACAGCUUCGACGGGGUUAAUCACAGUCGUUACCUCAAAGGUUUGACGACACCGCGCGGCGCUUGCUUCACGCCGCAGGGAGAUAUCAUCAUAUCGGACUUUGAAAAUCAUCGGCUUCUGUUGAUCGAUGCAACUCUUUCCAAGGUGCUUGCUGCAAAGGGCCACGAAGGUUCGGCCGUUCAUGAGUUCAGUCGACCAUCGGGCAUUUGUUGCGAUGAUGAUGGGCGUGUAAUUGUUGCCGAUUCUAAAAACCAACGCGUUCUGGUAUUUUCUCCCCAGCUAGAGUUUCUGUGGGCCGUUGAAAUACGUCCUUCGUCUAAUGGGUUGCUAGCAAUAGGUAUGGACGAAAAAGAUCGUCCCAGCGAUGUUGCGCUGCUGCCCGAUGGACGACUCGUAGUCAUGGUUGAAACGUCGCCGGACGCGCGUGAUCAGUGCAGUCCACAAAAAACGUUCAUCCAAAUUUACUAAUGUUUUGUCCCAUGCUAUGAGCAUAGCCAUGCUGCACCACACCAAAUCAGGCCCUAUGAGCAUACCCGCUUUGCAAAAUUGAACGUUGAAAACAGGACUGCCAAAACAUAUUUUCACAUUCAGUGCAGCAGCAUAUUGUUUCUGCGUGUAGGCUCAAAAGUAGCAAACGCUGAGACGAUAAAAAUAACACUAGUGUGUGUGUGUGUGCGUGUGUGUAGUGAAAGUUAAACUAUAAGAUUAUGUGUACCGCAACGCUGCUACCUCAAAACUCGUUUGAUUUAGUUGUUACUAACGUGAUUUUAUUUUUUUUAUUAGUCCUGACAGCGACAGCUUCCUCCAUUAUCCUGACUCCUGCUUUUAUGAGUGAGGCGAUUGAAGUGAGCGAAAAAUUUUACACUAAAAAUCGGUUUGUUUUUUAUUUAGGCAACGCAAGCAUCAAACGGAAAUGAUCCUAUUCCUGGAACCUGGAAGCUUAAAAAGAAUUUAAAUCAGUAACCGAAAAGUACAAGAAAUUUGUUUUAUGAAAGUGGACGAAUGAUAAUGCAGUACGAAAAAUUGAUAAGAGCGCAAUUGUAAAGCAAGCGAAACAAAAAGGGAACGAAACGAAUAAUUAGUUCCCUAUUCGCCAUAAGCGAUGUUCUUGUUUGUUAGUUGUAAAUGAAAUUAUAGUCUUCAAACAUAGCAAAUACGGAUCAAAUCUAAAUGCAGCAGGAAGAAGUAGCGAGAUGAUGAUGCAUCGUAAAUAUAGUACAAUUGUAGUAGUAGUAUGCGCCUAUAAAGGUAAAUGGCCGCCAUGGUGAGGGCAAGCGCAUACAGCAUGAUGCGCCGUGCACGGCACGCGUCUUUUGAUUUGAUAUAGAUGUUUUAAUUUUUUCUUCUAUUAGAUAGAACAUGAAUGUUCUCUAUGUUUUGAUCCUCUCCAAAACGCAGUUUUGAUGUUUUAUUAGCAAAUUUCUUAGUCAACUCUUAUAGACAAUGCGUAAUGUAGACUUAAUAAACCUCCUUUUUGAUACUUUGUAUCGGGAGCGAUAGGGAUUAGUGAGAAACAGUGAAAUGCAAGGGAAGUAAUAUAAAGCAACGUAUAUUAUAAAUAUGACUGUAACCGAAACAUUAAACAGAAGAGUUCUACGCAAUUUACCCCACAAGACUGAACACGAACGAAAUGUAAACAUAACAUAAACGAUCAAGCGUCUUGAACGGUUUUUUAUGCGUAUUUACACCGAAGAACGAAAAGUAUGAAAGACAAGAAAACUCAUAUUUACUGCUAAAGUUUUGGAACUUUUUCAGCUAAAAUAACGUUUAGCAGUAUUUUGCCUAAUGAAGCGGAAAACAUCUCUAGCAUUUACCAAAACCGAUCGACGGAGAAACAAAUUAAAAGUUCAGGCUAUGGUAUAAUAUCUGUCCCACCUAUUUUAAGCAUGUUUUCUAAAUGACUGUGGCUUUUGCGUUCAUUCUGUUUGAAUCGUUUUUUUAUGCUUUGGUUUUAUUACAUAAGUUGUUUAAGCAUCAAUGUGGCAAAUCCGCCUAAAAUGUUCAAUUACAUAUGAUUUUUAUUACAUUCUGUUUAUAGGUUGUAAACCAGUAGACUGAAAAUUUAUAUCAUGUUUUCUCGCGUUCAUCGGACUGUCUGGAUACCCAGUCGUUGAAGUAAACGAAUAUCUUUGUCAAACAUAAUCGUAUGGUUUAGUUGCACUCGUCCUGAUAAUUGUAUUAUUUUGCACCUUUGCGCCAACGCGAUAUAACCCGUAGCGAACAGCUUUGUUCGUUAAUUUAAUUCUAGUUUAAUUGCAAGCAUUUUAUCGUAUCAAGUAUUUUUUCCUCCGUUUAGUGUACGGUAGCCUAUUGCACCCGUAUGUAGUCAAUUUUAAUUGUACUUUAUUGUUAUACGUAAGUGAUACAUGUUGUUACACAUAUAACCAUCUUAGGAUGAUGAAUGCGUGAGAGAAACGGCUCCCGAAUUUGUUUAGUGACUCCUCGUUAACAAUUCGUUAAUGAUUAUUGUAUUUCGUUUGUUGGUUUUUUUAAACAAUAUAUAAUAACUAUGUUCAUAUGUACGAACAUGUCCCAGUCAAAAACAGAACAAUGCACUGCAUAACAACAUUCAUAACUGACACUUUAUAAUGAACACAAACGCAAUGGAAAUGAGUAAAUUUGUAGAUGUUUUUCAUAAGGUUGCUUGUUAAUUGAAAUCAUUUAUUGUAUAGAUUUAGAUCCCAUAAAGAUCCGAGCGUAUAACUGAUUGCCGUAUGAUGAUGCUCAAAUAAAAGCAUUAACAAUAGCAGUAUAAGUUUGCAUCUAAGUGUGACGAGCGAAGCCGGUAUAGUUAAGAUUCGUUCUUUAUCAAAAAGAUCAAUUACAUUGGUAAAGGACAGCGCAUUGAAGAUCACAUCUUCCGAACGAUCGGAUCGACCAAUCGAUUCUUUGAAUCUCUGCCACAACAUGAAGGAUGAAAGUGAGAAAGGAGUUAAAAUGUAAUAUUCUUCAGCUUUUACUUAAAGCAAGAAGCAAAGCAAGAUACUGCCAGCAAGUUGUUCAAAAUAUCGUGUAACAUAGCGUAAGCUGUAGGUGGUGGAGCUAUAAUUGUACGCAUUCACAUGCGCGUUGUACUGCAAGUGUGAACAAACUGACUUAAAACAUGCAUAAUAAUAAGAUAUAUUUUUUAUUUUCCAAUAUCCAUAAGCUACAAAAACAAACCAUAACAAUGCAACAAUUAAAAAUAUACCACUAGCCCUAGUUCAUUGAAAAUGACCAAGAUGAUUGUCGGCGUGGGAAGAGCGAAACUAACAAUAUUGAGAGUGUGUAUAAAUGCCAAUAAAUCUAGAGCUGAUAGCUCUGGCAGCACGAAAACCAGCGACAAGGGUUUUAUGAUGAAUGGUACAAAUUUAA
This is a messenger RNA of Anopheles merus, 6178 nucleotides long. RefSeq names its product protein wech-like. Gene Ontology annotation, molecular function: protein binding; ubiquitin protein ligase activity; zinc ion binding. Gene Ontology annotation, biological process: proteasome-mediated ubiquitin-dependent protein catabolic process; protein polyubiquitination. NCBI's taxonomy places the organism in Eukaryota, Metazoa, Arthropoda, Insecta, Diptera, Culicidae. The transcript has 6 exons. The coding region runs from base 665 to 3292 and encodes 875 amino acids. The record is from RefSeq and is a predicted model, not a curated record.